Molecule: messenger RNA, 5352 nt
Organism: Conger conger (European conger)
Lineage: Eukaryota; Metazoa; Chordata; Actinopteri; Anguilliformes; Congridae
Gene: kif1aa
Product: kinesin family member 1Aa
Exons: 48
Coding region: 17-5188 (1723 amino acids)
Biological process (GO): microtubule-based movement
Molecular function (GO): microtubule binding; ATP binding; microtubule motor activity
Source: RefSeq, a predicted model, not a curated record
CUUGGCCGGCAGCACCAUGGCAGGAGCCUCAGUGAAGGUGGCGGUGCGAGUCCGCCCCUUCAACUCGCGGGAGACAAGCAAGGACAGCAAAUGCAUCAUCCAGAUGUCAGGGAACACCACCACCAUCAUCAACCCCAAGCAGCCCAAAGAAAACAAAAGCUUCAACUUUGAUUACUCUUACUGGUCACACACCUCGCCCGAGGACAUAAACUAUGCAUCCCAGCAGCAAGUGUACAGAGACAUCGGGGUGGAGAUGCUGCAGCAUGCCUUCGAGGGCUACAAUGUCUGCAUCUUUGCCUAUGGACAGACUGGCGCUGGCAAGUCCUAUACCAUGAUGGGCAGACAGGAGAAGGACCAACAGGGCAUCAUCCCUCUGCUGUGUGAAGACCUCUUCACCAAAUUCAAUGACAGCAAUAACGACAACAACAUGUCUUAUUCGGUGGAGGUGAGCUACAUGGAGAUCUACUGUGAGCGUGUGCGGGAUCUGCUGAACCCGAAAAACAAGGGGAACCUACGUGUGAGGGAGCACCCCCUCAUGGGGCCCUAUGUGGAGGACCUUUCCAAACUGGCUGUCACCUCUUACAAUGAUAUCCAGGACCUGAUGGACUCCGGAAACAAAGCCAGGACGGUGGCAGCCACCAACAUGAACGAGACCAGCAGCCGAUCCCAUGCUGUCUUCAACAUUAUCUUCACACAGAAACGGCACGAUGCUGAAACUGAUAAUACCUCUGAGAAGGUUAGCAAAAUCAGCUUAGUGGAUCUGGCUGGGAGUGAAAGGGCAGAUUCCACAGGAGCCAAAGGCACAAGGCUGAAGGAAGGGGCGAACAUCAACAAAUCCCUGACUACACUAGGAAAAGUAAUCUCUGCAUUGGCUGAGGUGGAUUCUGGACCGAAUAAGAACAAGAAGAAGAAAAAGGUGGAGAGCUUUAUUCCAUACAGAGACUCUGUCUUGACAUGGCUGCUAAGGGAAAAUCUGGGGGGAAACUCCCGUACUGCUAUGGUAGCGGCUCUCAGCCCAGCUGACAUAAACUACGACGAGACCCUCAGCACCCUCAGGUACGCCGAUCGGGCCAAGCAGAUCCGCUGCAACGCCGUCAUCAACGAGGACCCCAACAACCGGCUGGUGCGCGAACUCAAAGAGGAGGUAUCGCGGCUGAAGGACCUCCUCUUCGCCCAAGGCCUCGGGGACAUCAUUGAGACGUGUCGGGGUCCUGCCACCCAGAUUGCUGGUUUGAAAUACUUAUCCGAUUACAAGAACAAUAACAAUAAUCUGCAAGCUGUCAGUCAAAGGGGUGAUCUCUCCACAGUGACCAAUGCCAUGACGGGUAUGAGUCCCUCCCCCUCUCUCUCCGCCCUGUCCAGCCGGGCUGGAUCCAUUACAAAUCUUCACGACCGCAUCAUGUUUAGUCCGGGCAGCGAGGAGGCCAUCGAGAGACUUAAGGAAACAGAGAAAAUCAUUGCUGAGCUCAACGAAACCUGGGAGGAGAAACUCCGGCGUACUGAAGCCAUCAGGAUGGAGAGAGAAGCCCUGCUGGCUGAGAUGGGUGUCGCCAUGAGGGAAGAUGGCGGCACAGUGGGAGUUUUCUCACCUAAGAAGACCCCACAUUUGGUGAACCUCAAUGAAGACCCUCUUAUGUCAGAGUGUCUGCUUUACUACAUUAAAGAUGGAAUGACCAGAGUGGGGCGCGAGGAUGCCGGCAGCCGCCAGGACAUCGUUCUGAGUGGCCAUUUCAUCAAAGACGAACACUGCACGUUCACCAGCACCACUGGCCCACAAGGAGAAGCAGUCAUCCUGGACCCCUGUGAGGGAGCGGAGACCUACGUCAAUGGGAAGAGAGUGACGGAGCCCACAGUCCUCCGAUCAGGGAACCGCAUCAUCAUGGGGAAGAGCCACGUGUUCCGCUUCAACCACCCGGAGCAGGCCCGGCAAGAGAGGGAGCGAACGCCCUGCGCUGAGACCCCAGUGGAGCCAGUGGACUGGGCCUUCGCCCAGAGGGAGCUGCUGGAGAAACAGGGCAUCGACAUGAAGCAGGAGAUGGACCAGAGGCUUCAGGAACUGGAGGACCAGUACCGCAGAGAGAGAGAAGAGGCCAACAAUCUUUUAGAGCAACAGAGACUGGACUAUGAGAGCAAGUUGGAGGCCCUUCAGAAGCAGGUAGACCGUUGUUACCCAGAAAUUGCUGAGGAAGAAGAGGAACCUGAAGAGGAAGUGCAAUGGACUGACCGGGAGAUGGACCUGGCACUGUGGGCUUUCCGCAAGUGGAAGUGCUACCAGUUCACCUCCUUGAGGGACCUGCUGUGGGGGAACGCCAUCUUCCUGAAGGAGGCCAAUGCCAUCAGCGUGGAGCUGAAGAAGAAGGUUCAGUUCCAGUUUGUGUUGCUGACGGACACGCUGUACUCUCCGCUCCCUCCUGACCUGCUGCCUCCUGAUGCAGCCAAAGACCGAGAGAAACGGCCCUUCCCCCGCACUAUUGUGGCUGUGGAGGUCCAGGACCAGAAGAACGGGGCCACUCACUACUGGACCCUGGAGAAACUCAGGCAGAGGCUAGAUCUCAUGAGGGAGAUGUACGACCGGGCAGCGGAGGUGCCCAAUAGCGCCAUUGAAGAUUGCGACAACGUGCUGACAGGGGGGGACCCGUUCUACGACCGAUUCCCCUGGUUCCGCCUGGUGGGCCGGGCCUUCGUCUAUCUGAGUAACCUGCUCUACCCUGUGCCCUUGGUACACCGGGUGGCCAUCGUCAGCGAAAAGGGAGAGGUGAAAGGCUUCCUGAGGGUAGCUGUGCAGGCCAUUUCAGCUGAUGAGGAGGCCCCAGACUAUGGCUCUGGUGUACGGCAGUCAGGGACAGCCAAAAUUUCUUUCGAAGACCAACAGUUUGAGAAGUUCCAGAACGAAUCCCAGUCAGGUGGCAUGUCACGUUCUGGGACAUCCCAGGAGGAGCUGCGCAUCGUGGAAGGAGAGGGGCAAAAUUCGGACAUGAGUCUCUCUGCAGAUGAGGUCAACAACAACACCUGUGCCGCCAGCCCAGACGAACUGGACAGCCCCCUGAAGGCCAACCAGGAGGGAUCUUUGGAUGGACCUCUGGAGCACCUGAGGAUUGGCAGCAACUUCACCUUCAGGGUGACAGUUUUACAGGCCUCCAGCAUCUCUGCAGAGUAUGCAGACAUCUUCUGCCAGUUCAACUUCAUCCACCGGCAUGAUGAGGCCUUCUCCACGGAGCCUCUGAAGAACACGGGCCGCGGGCCUCCGCUGGGCUUCUACCAUGUGCAGAAUAUUGCAGUGGAUGUGACCAAAUCCUUUGUGGAGUACAUUAAAACCCAGCCCAUUGUUUUUGAGGUGUUCGGGCACUACCAAAAACAACCCUUCCCGCCUCUCUGCAAAGAUCUUAUCAGCCCACUGCGUCCCUGCAGAAGACAGUUCCCUCGUGUCAUGCCUCUUUCAAAGCCAGUACCCGCCACCAAGCUGACUACGCUAACCCGCCCCACUGCCGGGCCUUGCCACUGCAAGUACGACCUCAUGGUCUUCUUCGAAAUCUGUGAGCUGGAGGCCAAUGGAGACUACAUUCCUGCUGUGGUGGAUCACAGAGGGGGGAUGCCCUGCCACGGGAGCUUCAUGCUGCACCAGGGCAUCCAGAGGAGGAUAACAGUGACCAUAGUCCACGAGACCGGCAGCGACAUCGAAUGGAAGGAGGUCAGGGAGCUGGUUGUGGGGCGCAUCCGCAAUACUCCAGAGGCCGACGAGACCAUCAUCGACCCCAACAUCCUGUCUCUCAACCUGCUGUCUUCUGGGUACAUUCGCCCCAUGCAUGAUGACAGACAGUUUCUUGAUUCGGAUAUGCCUAGAACCUUCUACCGCUUUGAGGCAGCCUGGGAUAGCUCCAUGCACAACUCCCUGCUGCUCAACCGCGUGACUCCGUAUGGGGAGAAAAUCUACAUGACCCUGUCUGCUUACCUGGAGAUGGAGAGCUGUACUCAGCCCGCAGUGAUUACCAAAGACUUCUGCAUGGUGUUUUACUCACGGGACGCCAAGCUUCCCGCUUCCCGUUCCAUCCGCAAUCUUUUCGGCAGCGGCAGCCUGAGGGCAUCAGAGAGCAACCGGGUCACUGGUGUGUAUGAAGUGAGUCUGUGCCACCUGGCAGAUGCAGGAAGCCCAGGCAUGCAAAGGAGACGCAGGAGGGUCCUGGAUACAUCGGUGGCAUAUGUCCGUGGGGAGGAGAAUCUGGCUGGUUGGAGGCCCCGUAGCGACAGCCUCAUCCUGGACCACCAAUGGGAGCUGGAUAAACUCAGCUUACUGCAGGAGGUGGAAAAGACGAGGCACUAUCUGCUCCUGAGGGAGAAACUGGAGACUACACUGAUGCUGGGCCAGGAGUCGCAGGCCUCCUGCGCGAGCGAGGAGCAGAGUGACUCCUUGCAGUCCCCUCCAGAUCACAGUGCUCUGAGUUCCAGCCCGACCCCUGAGAGCCCUAACGAGCGACAGAGGGAGCUGGCUGCUAAGUGUCUGCGACUCCUCACCCACACCUUUAACAGGGAGUACAGCCACGUCUGCGUCAGUGCCAGCGAGAGCAAGCUGUCUGAGAUGUCUGUGACGAUGCUGAGGGACUCCACCUCAGCGUCAGCCCUGAGCACCCUGACGCCGUCCUCCACGUGCCCCUCGCUGGUGGAGGGACGCUACAACAACACGGAGCUCAGAACCCCGACGCCUCGCUCCCGCUCCAUCAGCCCAGAUCCCGACUCCUUGCAGGAUGGAGACCUGAAGGACUCUCCCAGUGGAAACCUGUUGAGGCCCAACAUGAGAGUCCGUGUUUUUGUGCCUGACAUCCAGGAGAUCCGUGUCAGCCCCAUUGUGUCGAAGAAGGGGUACAUUCACUUCCUUGAACCGCAUACCAACGGAUGGGUAAAGCGCUAUGUGGUGGUGCGUCGGCCGUACGUGUACAUCUACAACGCAGAGAAGGACAACGUGGAGAGAGCCAUCCUGAACCUGUCCUCUGCUCAGGUGGAGUACAGCGAGGACCAGCAGGCUAUGCUCAAGACCCCGAACACAUUUGCAGUGUGCACCGAGCAUCGUGGGAUACUGCUUCAAGCCAGCAAUGACAAAGAAAUGCAUGAUUGGCUGUACGCUUUUAACCCUCUCCUGGCUGGGUCCAUCAGAUCAAAGCUUUCCAGGAGAAGGGCUGCACAGAUGAGGAUCUGAAACAACUGAUGAAACCCAUCCCCAAGCAAGUCUUGUGAAAAAAAAGUAUGAGAUAGAAGACAAAGACUAAUUCCUGUAUAUAGAUUACAAGACAUAUGGCCAUAUGGCCCCUAUCCUCCCCCAUAACCUGCCUGGUUUUGCACAUGCUCAGUUUAUCACAACCA